This is a messenger RNA of Maudiozyma saulgeensis, 2529 nucleotides long. Lineage: Eukaryota; Fungi; Ascomycota; Saccharomycetes; Saccharomycetales; Saccharomycetaceae. The record is from the annotation of a GenBank genome assembly.
AUGGUUGCUUUCACUGUUGACCAAAUGCGUGGCUUAAUGGACCAUGUUACUAAUGUUAGAAACAUGUCCGUUAUUGCUCACGUCGAUCAUGGUAAAUCCACUUUGACCGAUUCUCUAGUCCAAAGAGCUGGUAUUAUUUCCGCUGCUAAGGCUGGUGAAGCUCGUUUCACCGAUACCAGAAAGGAUGAACAAGAAAGAGGUAUUACUAUCAAGUCUACUGCCAUCUCUUUAUUCUCAGAAAUGACUGAAGAAGAUGUUAAGGAAAUUAAGCAAAAGACCGAAGGUAACUCUUUCUUAAUUAACUUGAUCGAUUCCCCAGGUCACGUUGAUUUCUCCUCUGAAGUUACUGCUGCUCUUCGUGUUACCGAUGGUGCUUUAGUUGUCGUCGAUACCAUUGAAGGUGUUUGUGUCCAAACUGAAACCGUUUUGAGACAAGCUCUAGGUGAAAGAAUUAAGCCUGUUGUUGUUAUUAACAAGGUUGACAGAGCUCUAUUGGAAUUACAAGUCUCCAAGGAAGAUCUUUACCAAACUUUCGCCAGAACCGUUGAAUCCGUUAACGUUAUCAUCUCCACUUACGCUGAUGAAGUUCUAGGUGAUGUUCAAGUUUACCCAUCCAAGGGUACCGUUGCUUUCGGUUCCGGUCUACAUGGUUGGGCUUUCACCAUCCGUCAAUUUGCUAACAGAUACGCCAAGAAAUUCGGUGUUGACAAGGAAAAGAUGAUGGAAAGAUUAUGGGGUGACUCUUACUUCAACCCAAAGACCAAGAAAUGGACUAACAAGGAGACUGAUGCUGAUGGUAAGCCAUUAGACAGAGCUUUCAACAUGUUCGUUCUAGAUCCAAUCUUCAGAAUCUUCGCUGCUGUUAUGAACUUCAAGAAGGAUGAAAUUCCAACUUUACUAGAAAAGCUUGAAAUUGGUCUAAAGGGUGACGAAAAGGACCUAGAAGGUAAGGCUUUACUAAAGGUUGUUAUGAGAAAGUUCUUGCCAGCUGCCGAUGCUUUGUUAGAAAUGAUUAUUCUACACUUGCCAUCCCCAGUUACUGCUCAAAACUACAGAGCUGAACAAUUAUACGAAGGUCCAGCUGACGAUGCUAACUGUAUCGCCAUCAAGAACUGUGACCCAACUGCUGACUUAAUGCUUUACGUCUCCAAGAUGGUUCCAACCUCUGAUAAGGGUAGAUUCUACGCUUUCGGUAGAGUUUUCGCUGGUACCGUUAAGUCUGGUCAAAAGGUUAGAAUCCAAGGUCCAAACUACGUUCCAGGUAAGAAGGAAGAUCUUUUCCUAAAGGCUAUCCAAAGAGUUGUUCUAAUGAUGGGUAGAUUCGUCGAACCAAUCGAUGACUGUCCAGCUGGUAACAUUAUCGGUUUAGUCGGUAUUGAUCAAUUCUUACUAAAGACCGGUACUUUGACUACUUCCGAAACCGCUCACAACAUGAAGGUCAUGAAAUUCUCUGUCUCUCCAGUUGUUCAAGUUGCUGUUGAAGUUAAAAACGCUAACGAUCUACCAAAGUUGGUCGAAGGUCUAAAGAGAUUAUCCAAGUCCGAUCCAUGUGUCUUGACUUACAUGUCUGAAUCCGGUGAACAUAUUGUUGCUGGUACUGGUGAAUUACAUUUGGAAAUUUGUCUACAAGAUUUGGAACACGACCAUGCUGGUGUUCCAUUGAGAAUCUCUCCACCUGUUGUUGCUUACAGAGAAACUGUUGAAACUGAAUCUAGUCAAUCUGCUCUAUCUAAGUCUCCAAACAAGCAUAACAGAAUCUACUUGAAGGCUGAACCAAUGACCGAAGAAACCUCUUUGGCUAUUGAAAACGGUGUCAUCAACCCAAGAGAUGAUAUCAAGGCCAGAGCUAGAAUCAUGGCUGAUGAAUACGAAUGGGAUGUCACUGAUGCCAGAAAGAUCUGGUGUUUCGGUCCAGACGGUAACGGUGCUAACGUUGUUGUUGACCAAACCAAGGCUGUCCAAUACUUGAACGAAAUCAAGGACUCUGUUGUCGCUGCUUUCCAAUGGGCUACCAAGGAAGGUCCAAUUUUCGGUGAAGAAAUGAGAUCCGUUAGAGUUAACAUUCUAGAUGUUACUUUACAUGCUGAUGCUAUCCACAGAGGUGGUGGUCAAAUUAUCCCAACUAUGAGAAGAGCUACCUACGCUGGUUUCUUAUUAGCUGAACCAAAGAUCCAAGAACCUGUUUUCUUAGUUGAAAUUCAAUGUCCAGAACAAGCUGUUGGUGGUAUUUACUCUGUCUUAAACAAGAAGAGAGGUCAAGUUAUCUCUGAAGAACAAAGACCAGGUACUCCAUUAUUCACUGUUAAGGCUUACUUACCAGUUAACGAAUCUUUCGGUUUCUCCGGUGAACUAAGACAAGCUACCUCUGGUCAAGCUUUCCCACAAAUGGUGUUCGAUCACUGGGCCACUAUCAACUCUGACCCAUUGGACCCAACUACCAAGGCUGGUGAAAUUGUUCUUGCUGCCCGUAAGAGACACGGUAUGAAGGAAGAAGUUCCAGGCUGGCAAGAAUACUACGACAAGUUAUAA